This is a messenger RNA of Daphnia magna, 3651 nucleotides long. RefSeq names its product synaptotagmin-14 (gene Syt14). The record is from RefSeq and is a predicted model, not a curated record. The transcript is spliced from 9 exons. The coding region runs from base 745 to 2862 and encodes 705 amino acids. NCBI's taxonomy places the organism in Eukaryota, Metazoa, Arthropoda, Branchiopoda, Diplostraca, Daphniidae.
UCAAGGUCCAACGUCUCAGUAUCUGGAUGACGUUAUCGCGUCAUUAUGAUACAAUGCCUAAAGCGAAAUUGAUAGCUUGUGAUCCACGUAUUAGAAUACCCGUCUCUCAACAAGCUCCUUACUGCAUUACUUACAUAAAAGGCACAGAAUGCGUCUAAACUCUAAAUGAAACAUGAAAAUAAGGCAUUCAUACGUCGAACCAAGAACGUCUGUGAGCAGGACUUGACCAAACGAUGUUGUUCCGUUUCAAAACAAAAGGAGCAACAGCUCAAAAGGAAGAAAAGGAUUGCGUUUUUACAAGAUGAAAAAUGCCGGGUCGAGCAGUCACGUAAUGUGUUGAGGCGUACGCGACGGCGUAAAGAAGUUAAGGGAGAGCGCAUGAGCAAAACACACGUCCAUGGUUUCUUCAAACCCUGCUGCGAUAAUGUUUGGUAGAGCGGAUUUGAGAGUUUGCCAGGGCCGUUGACGGGCCGAGGCUAAGAAACUCGUGCGUGCAUUCUUUCCCGCUCGAUAUGAAGCCACACAUUUCCCGCUCUGUCCUCCGACUGUAGAAAACAGCACGAAAAAAAGAGAGAGAAGAACAGAGAAAGAAAACCCCAAGUGUCUGUGUGUGUGUGUGUGUGACACGUUGACGAAAGGAUAUCCAGACAACAGACGGGAGACGACACAUUAUAAAAGUGAAAAUGUCCGUCAGUUGUCGGUUGCUAUUAACAUCGUCCAACAGCUGAAGAAGUAGGUUUUUGGAUGGAGACGGAACCGUGGUGGCCCGGUUUGGUAGUGGCCGUCGUUAGCAGUUUGAUUCUGUUGUUAUUCCUCGUCACUCUCCUCGUGCAUCACUUGCCACCGUUACAGAAAUGGCUCCUGCCCGUCCUCACUCGUAUCGCUCCACCAAACAAACCUGCCAUUCCGCCCCAAACGACUUCGGCUGGCCAUAUCCAGUCUGACAACGGAUCACCUCAACAGCCUCAUCCUGCGCUCCAUCCCAGGAGCCGACCAUCCCGUCCUAGUUCACUGCCAUGUUUGCCGGAAGAGAAGUUGGUGUAUUGUCCGUCAUCGAGUUCGGUGGUAGCAGUAGCGGCGGCCGCUGCGGCUCAAGCCGCUCAGGCAGCCGCCAUGCCUCAUCGACCCCAUUCGUUCUAUCCGCCGGACGAAGAGGACGAACCCGGGGAGGAGGACGACGAUGAUUGCACGACUCCGCAACAACAGCCGCCCCUAUAUCCGCCACAGCAACGAGGUCGUGUCCAUCACAAGCUCAAUCUGGCCCUGCACAGUGAUGGAUCAGAGGCGAGUAAUUCAUCAUCAUCGGCUAGUGCCGUCAACGAUUAUCCGGACCAUCUUCCUGCUUCACUAGGAGCAGGAUCUCAUCAUCACCACAGCCAACAACAUCAUUCAAACGAGCAACAAAGACGUCACCAUCGAUCAUCAGACGAAGCCGUUUUGAGGCAGCGUGCCGCCAAUCGACAAGAUUUGGCUCAUCAACAGCAUCGCCAUCAACGACUCGUCGAUCACGACGAUAUCCAGCGACUGGAUGAGUGGACGCCGCCCACCCAACGGCAAUCCAGCUUGGCCGAGACCGACUGCGAUGUAAGUAACCGUUCGACAGCACAAUCGUCGCAUGCCAUCCACGACGUCAAUAAUAGCUCGAGUAGAUUUUACCCCAACGACGUCGUCCUAGAUAUUCCGCCCACCCCACCCUCGUCGACUGUUGGCAGCACGUUAAAGUCUAGUCGGACCCUAAGCCGCAGUCUGGCCGUUUUGACGGCAACCGGCUUGGACCGCAUUCGCUCCAUGAUCCAUCUGGACACGGAUAGUAGAGCUGAGAGCAUGAUUGACAUGACGGACAUGUCCAGCACUUUUGGCGAAUCGGAAUCGGUGACGGGAUCAGUCAUUCUACCCGGUCCCAACAGGACUGCAAACAAAGCCGUGGCAGAAAUGGGCUUCUCUUACAAUUCGGCGUCAGGUAAACUGGUGGUCCGGCUGGUGGAAUUGCGCCAGCUGACUUCCGCCAGUCGCAACACAUCCAUCCAGCUGAGAUUACUUUUGCUGCCCGACCGGAAGCAGCGUUGCAAGAGCAAAUUGCGUUACAUGAAUCAAGAUGGCAGCACAGUGUCCCUGAUGGAAACGUUCGUUUUCAACCGAAUCGAGCCGGGCGAGUUAAACAGCACGGGCAUCCGUCUGCGGCUCUACUGCUCGGAACGACUCCGCAGAGAGAGGCUCCUUGGGGAGGCUUUUGUCGGUCUAGCCUCUAUGACUCUCGAUCAUCAAAGAGAACAGUCUCUUCUUGUCGCCCUAGAGACCAAAUCCGGCCCGUUCAAAAAAUCAUUGGCCGCUUUGGGGCGAAGCACAAGUAGUAGCAGCAGCCGAGGCGACAUUAGUCCAACGUCUAUCGGCCCAUCGGAGCAAUGGCCACCGGAGAUGAUUCCACCACGUAACGGCAUUCCGGAAUUGUUGCUGGGCCUGGCCUACAAUGGGACGACUGGUCGUUUGUCUGUGGAAAUCCUUAGGGCCGCUUCGUUACGAAGUUGGACGUCCAACAGGGUACCAGAUGCUUGCGUGAAAGUGAUGCUGCUGACGCAAACGGGACAAGAACUCGGACGUGCCAAGACGGUUCCCAAGAAGAAUUCAGAGGGUGGACCUACCUGGAUGGAGACGUUCGCUUUCCAGGUGACGCUCUUCCAGUUGGCCGAAGUGACACUGCUCAUCUCAGUUGUGAAUAAGCGAAGUUUGAAACGUCGUGAAUUGCUGGGUUGGAUCUCGUUGGGUUUCGAUAGUUCCGUAGAUCAACAGACGGAACAUUGGCAGGAAAUGAGAGAGGCUGCAGGUGAGCAAAUAUGCCACUGGCACGCCCUCCUGCCACCUUAAUAGAUUAAUACAUAUACACAGAAUAUGCAGGAAAAUUAGAAUAUGAUGAAUUUCUUUUUGAAUCUCCUCUUUUUCUCCAUUGUGAUUCAAAUUCCUUUUUUUAAAAAAAAUCUUACAAAACAAAACAAAUCUCUAUUUGAUCGGUGGUGGUUUUUAUUCAAAUUCUCUUUUUAAAAAAAUAAAACGUUCUUUCUGCAAAUAUUUAAUAUAAGAAACAUCACCUUUAUACGUCCAGUAAUUACUUUAAUUCUUGUCUCGCUAAACUCUUCAACCUUUGACAAAAAACAGUUGUGUUUUGUUCCUUUGGUCAGCAUCCAAUCAUGUGCACGUUUUUUUACAUAUAUUAUACAUAUACAUAUAUAUCUUUAUUCAAUUUUGUACUUACCACAUGUGGUACUCAUGGAUGUGAAAACUCCACAAACAAACCAUUUGUCUAUAGCCUUAUAUGAAGAAAAAAAAAAGAGAAACGUAUCUGCCGGACAUGCACAUUAUUCGAUGUCAAAGACUGGUCAUCAAUUAUGAAAUGAUGACGCAAAAAGAAAAGUUUACUUCGUUCCGUCGUUCGUCCAUUUUCAUUUCUUUUUUUACCACAUGCAGACAACAAUUGAUAUCAUCAUAUUUGGCAAUGAAGCAAAGUGGGGUGGGGACGGUCAGCCAAUCCGUUUUCUAAUAACACUCACUUUCUUUUUGUGUAAGUUUAAUCGAUCGUAAUAUUCUAAUACUAUGUAGCACGAAUAUUGCUCCACUUUUUUUUACUGAUAUCGAACAAUACAAAAACAUUCCGACAUA